AUGCACCUCUCUUGCCUUCUUGCGCUCCUGGGAGCCACAGGGUUCACCUUCGCCCUUCCUGUCUCCAGCAACCUUGACCAGCUUGAGUCGUCCCCUCAGGAUCUGGACAAGAGAUUCUACUAUACCCACUAUGUUGCCCCGGAAAAGCGUGAUGAGGAAGCACUCGACAAGCGCUUUUUUUACCUUUACGACACUGCCCCGGAGAAGCAGAAGCGUGAUGAGGAGGCACUCGACAAGCGCUUCUUCUACACUGCCUAUCAGGGCGCCGAGAAACGCGAUGGGGAAGCCGCUGACAACGAGAACUAG
Aspergillus fijiensis CBS 313.89 is the source of this 306-nucleotide messenger RNA. RefSeq lists its product as uncharacterized. The record is from RefSeq and is a predicted model, not a curated record. The transcript is spliced from 2 exons. Bases 1 to 306 code for a protein of 101 amino acids. NCBI's taxonomy places the organism in Eukaryota, Fungi, Ascomycota, Eurotiomycetes, Eurotiales, Aspergillaceae.